AUGCCUCUCAUGGUCGCUGCCACCAGUGUUUCAUUGAAGCGUUGGAGUGGAGGUGAGACGCUUGUCUCUGCGCAAUACACGCACGAGUCGCACGAAGCGAGCGGGUCGGGCUUGACACAAUACCUGGCCACGGCGCUAUUCGGUCCGAAGGCCCCCGCCCCACGGUCUCCGUGUUACUCGCGCGCGUGCACUGUGCCGCAGAACAUGCUGCUGCGCCCCACCGCUGAAAAUCGAGUGAAAGCCCUAACAACGUGCUCCAGUUUCUCGUCGAUUUGUAGACUGCUUCACGGUUGGCUUUUCUGCGGAGAUUUCUCUGACUCAAGAAACACCAGUCUGUUUCGGUGUCGAUUCGACCGCCACGGAAGGUUUCGGCAACCCGCCCAGCUCGACCUCGCUCUCGUUGGUCGAUUUGCGCGAUGA
Micromonas commoda is the source of this 420-nucleotide messenger RNA. RefSeq lists its product with no specific name. The transcript has a single exon. Bases 1 to 420 code for a protein of 139 amino acids. The record is from RefSeq and is a predicted model, not a curated record. Lineage: Eukaryota; Viridiplantae; Chlorophyta; Mamiellophyceae; Mamiellales; Mamiellaceae.